CAGCUAGUAUAUAUAUAUAUGUCGGAGAUGAGAAUAGCUGGGUUCUUCCCAAGGGAUGGGAAAAUCCUAAGCACUUUUAGUUUAUAGCUAGAAAAUAAAACUUAGAAUUUUAAUUUUUACGACUUAAUCCGCUAAGGAAAUUUUAGUUAAACUUUCCUUAAGUCUUUUAUGACGGUAGGCUCGGGUUCGAAAGAUCACAUCUGCGGGUCUAACGUAGCCACGGUCAAGGGACAGCAAUACCCAAGUGUACAUCUUCGGAAUGUACAAUUGCAAAACGUAGCUUGUACAUUUUUUUUUCAGAAUAAUUACCUGAAGGAGCUACGGAUUGAAAAAUAAGUUUUGAGAAGAGUCAGUUCUCUCUGAACAGUGAGCGAUAACUGAUUGCUGUCCUUCUGACCGUGGAUUCAUUCUCUUAUCCAAGUCUGUCGUCAUUUUAUUAUUUCUAACGUUUAACAUUAACGAUAUCUUAUUUGUUAAUAUUGUUCAUAUUGCUAGUUCAGUGUAUUAAAUAAAUUAUAAUUGUUAAUAAUUAAAUAAUAAUAUUAAAUUAUACUUUUAGUGUAGUGACUAGAUAACAUUGUGUGUGUAUGUGUGUGUGUGUGCUACGCUUAAGUAAAACAUUGUUACAAGAAACUAUAAUUGUGUAUUAAUAAAGUUGUACGAUAUUUGUGUCAUCUAGAUAUUGUGAUUAAAUAAUAAAAUGUCUCAAGAUAAUAAUAAUAGUAUGCGCCCUUCUCAACCCAACGCUAAUCCGACAUCAGAAGUGGGAUCGACGCCGAGUAUAUCAAUGCAAGAGCAUAUGGCUAUUUUACGUGAGCUGAUUCAAUCAAUUGCCCAAAAACCUGACACAAAUUCCAGGAAGUUUACACUACCACGUUUUAACCCAGAAACCUCUGGCUCUGAUCCGGCUGCAUGGAGUUCAGCUGUUAGCAUUAUGAUGGAAGAAAAUCCAUUGCAAGGCAGUGCACUAUUUUCCGCGCUUAGUAGCGCCUUAGAGGGUUCCGCUGCACAGUGGUUGACUCAAAUUAUGGUUGGAGGAACUAUUACUUGGUCUCGAUUCAAGGAACUUUUUAUUUCCCGUUUUGGUGGAAGAGAAACCGCAGCUUCUGCCCUUAUGAAGAUUUUUAACGAACAACCGUUAAAAGACGAGACAACUGGAGCUUUUGGGAUUCGUUUACGCUCUCUUCUCAAGGCGAGGUGGGAAAAUUUGAGUAUGGCGGAGAUUAUCAACGGCGCUGUUCUCUAUCGAUUAACAUCGCAAGAUCACCGGGUCGAACGCACAGCGCUUACGAGUGAGGUAAAAACGGAAGACCAAUUUCUUAAUGAAAUGAGGGCUUACUCGUACGCAAAGAAGCGACCGUUGCAAUCGUCCGAGAACUCGUCAAGUUCAGACCCGAAACGCUUCAAGCCAACGGAGACACGGAUUAAAUGUCUUUUCUGCGGUAUUUCUGGUCACAAAAUAUCUGAAUGUCGCAAGAAGUCAUUUCUGGACAAGAGGAAAAAUUCUCAUAGUCCAGAAGGAAGUCGACCAUCCACCGCGAUAAAAGUAACCUGCUUUAAGUGCCAUAAAGAGGGUCAUAUUGCACCAAACUGUCCGUCAAGGAAGAACAACAGCAACAGCGGCAACAACAGUGGAAAUCAGCACUCGAGCACCGAACGCCGAGUGGACUUUUGCACCGUGGAUGUUCCAGUGGGUACAAUGACCCAUAUGGAUGCACCCGAGGACGUGUGAUCGUCAGGAUGGCCGUGUCGGAGAUGAGAAUAGCUGGGUUCUUCCCAAGGGAUGGGAAAAUCCUAAGCACUUUUAGUUUAUAGCUAGAAAAUAAAACUUAGAAUUUUAAUUUUUACGACUUAAUCCGCUAAGGAAAUUUUAGUUAAACUUUCCUUAAGUCUUUUAUGACGGUAGGCUCGGGUUCGAAAGAUCACAUCUGCGGGUCUAACGUAGCCACGGUCAAGGGACAGCAAUACCCAAGUGUACAUCUUCGGAAUGUACAAUUGCAAAACGUAGCUUGUACAUUUUUUUCAGAAUAAUUACCUGAAGGAGCUACGGAUUGAAAAAUAAGUUUUGAGAAGAGUCAGUUCUCUCUGAACAGUGAGCGAUAACUGAUUGCUGUCCUUCUGACCGUGGAUUCGUUCUCUUAUCCAAGUCUGUCGUCAUUUUAUUAUUUCUAACGUUUAACAUUAACGAUAUCUUAUUUGUUAAUAUUGUUCAUAUUGCUAGUUCAGUGUAUUAAAUAAAUUAUAAUUGUUAAUAAUUAAAUAAUAAUAUUAAAUUAUACUUUUAGUGUAGUGACUAGAUAACAUUGUGUGUGUAUGUGUGUGUGUGUGCUACGCUUAAGUAAAACAUUGUUACAAGAAACUAUAAUUGUGUAUUAAUAAAGUUGUACGAUAUUUGUGUCAUCUAGAUAUUGUGAUUAAAUAAUAAAAUGUCUCAAGAUAAUAA
This is a messenger RNA of Cotesia glomerata, 2443 nucleotides long. RefSeq lists its product as uncharacterized. Gene Ontology annotation, molecular function: nucleic acid binding; zinc ion binding. The transcript has 2 exons. The record is from RefSeq and is a predicted model, not a curated record. NCBI's taxonomy places the organism in Eukaryota, Metazoa, Arthropoda, Insecta, Hymenoptera, Braconidae. Bases 701 to 1732 code for a protein of 343 amino acids.